AAACUCUGGCAACACUGUAAAAAUCCGCCAUGUUUUAGUCAAGUACUUUUAGCAAUCUCUUGCCUGUUUACUCUCUCUCUCUUUUACUCUGCCUCACUUACUCUCUAUCCUCUCUCUCUUUCUCUCCCUCCUUCUGAAUCUUCUCUCAAUUCUAUCGUUACUAUUUCUUUCAUAUUAUUAUGUCAUCGUUCAACAGUUUAUUUAGUUUUACCAAUCCUUCAGUGAAAAAACUUCUUGGUUGGAAACAAGGUGAUGAAGAUGAAAAAUGGGCUAGCAAAGCAAUUGACUCGUUGGUUAAAAAGUUGAAAAAGAAGAAAGGUGCCAUUGAAGAACUACAGAAAGCUCUUACCUAUCCAGGGGAACCGUCAAAAUGUGUAACUAUCCCGCGAUCACUUGAUGGUCGUCUGCAAGUUUCCCAUCGUAAAGGGUUACCUCAUGUAAUUUAUUGUCGUGUCUGGAGAUGGCCUGAUUUACAGUCUCACCAUGAACUUAAACCUUUGGAAAUUUGUGAAUUUCCUUUCUCUGCCAAACAACCCCAUGUCUGUGUUAACCCGUACCAUUACAAAAGAGUGGAGACACCAAUUUUACCUCCUGUCUUGGUUCCUAGGUUUAGUGAUUACCCGCCUGGUCAUUUACAAUCAUCCACUUCAUUGAAUAAUAGUAACAUCCUUAAUGAUAAUAAUAUCAAUGCUAUCAAUAAUAUCAAUAAUAAUAAUAAUAAUAACCUUAAUGAUAAUAACUCUGUUUUCAAUGAUACAAGUAACCAUUUAAGUAGUGCAAAUAAUGGUAAUAUUGAUGCAAGUUUACUUGGAAAUCCACUCGGUUCACCAAUAAGCCCUUCAUCUAAUUCAUCGAUUUUUCCUGGUGCACCUCACCUUUCACAGCAUAGCAUCCAUCAAGCUCCACAAUACCAUCAAACUCAACAAUAUCAUCAAGCUCCACAAUAUCAUCAGCAACAACAAUUUGAUUUAUCUUCGGUUAGACAAGGCCCACCAUCAGGACGAUUAUUAAAUAAUCAUGCUAUCACCAAUAACAAUACUGAUAACUCAUUCGUUUUCAAUGACGUUUCAAAUGAAAUUUUGAAUCUUCAGCAUACCUUUAGCCCGUCCUCCCUCGCAUCCAAUAUGUCAAGCCCUUAUGGACCCAGCUCUCCACAUCUUCCAAUGGCAGAGACACCACCUCCAGGUUACAGUCCACAGGACGAGAAUCGCAAUCAAAACGAUGCCAAUCAGAUGGACACCUCGGAUGCUCCAUUCAACGCAUCGCUAGUUCAGCACUCAGAACCAGAUUCUUGGUGCAAAAUUUGUUAUUAUGAAUUAAACACUAGAGUCGGUGAAGUUUUUCUGGCAACUGAUAGUUAUGUUACAAUCGAUGGUUUCACCAACCCUUCCUCGCCCAAUCGUUUCUGUCUAGGAUCUUUGUCAAAUGUUAACCGUAACUCGACAAUUGAACAAACUAGAAAGCACAUAGGAAAAGGUGUUAAACUUGUGUACGAACAGGGAAAAGUUUUCGCCAUUUGUCAGAGUGAUGCACCCAUCUUCAUCCAAAGCCGUAACUGUAAUUUUGCAAACGGUUUCCUUCCUACGACUGUCAUAAAAAUCCCUCCAUCAUGUUCCUUAAAGAUCUUCGACAACUCUGUAUUUGCACAUUUAUUGAAUAGAGAUGUUCAGUACGGAUAUGAGAAGGUUUACGAAUUGACUAAGAUGUGUACAAUCAGAAUGAGUUUCGUUAAAGGAUGGGGAGCUGAAUAUCAUCGAACUGAUGUUACAUCAACUCCUUCCUGGAUUGAAAUUCAUCUUCACGGACCACUCCAAUGGCUUGACCAAGUACUAACGCAACUUAAACCACCACUGGGCCAAAUUUCCUCAGUUUCCUAAAUUAAACGAGCCAAAUUUUAAAAUGAAUGCAUAUAAAUCACUUGUUGCUUUGACAAUUGGCUAAACUAAUAUCAGUGCCACCUAGAGGUUUAGGAUAAUGAAUGCCUUUGUUCACAAAACCUUUGUUUUUUUGUUUACCAAUUGUUUGCUCAAUUAUUGAUUGAUUUUUCAUCUAAUUAUCUUUGUUUAGAUCGUACAAUUGUAUCAGUUUCAAUUUUUUCUUAAUAAACUUGGCUAAACCAUUAAAUUGCUUUGAAGAAGGUGA
Messenger RNA from Tetranychus urticae (two-spotted spider mite), 2142 nucleotides. RefSeq names its product mothers against decapentaplegic homolog 1 (gene Mad). Gene Ontology annotation, cellular component: heteromeric SMAD protein complex. The record is from RefSeq and is a predicted model, not a curated record. Gene Ontology annotation, biological process: cell differentiation; anatomical structure morphogenesis; BMP signaling pathway. Lineage: Eukaryota; Metazoa; Arthropoda; Arachnida; Trombidiformes; Tetranychidae. Gene Ontology annotation, molecular function: I-SMAD binding; RNA polymerase II cis-regulatory region sequence-specific DNA binding; DNA-binding transcription factor activity, RNA polymerase II-specific.